CCAAUGAGGAAGUUUUACUUUGCCUCUUUGUUUAGUGUCUUCAAGUGCAUAUUUUUUAUAUUUCAGAAACCUUUAGCUAGCGUACAAAUAACGAGCGUCAUCUAGUCUGCAACUCGACUUCAUGCACUUUUAUGAUUUUGUUUUGAUUGAGUUCAUUUAGUGUACAUCAUUUCUCAUAACUACUAACGGUGGCUAGUUAGCUAGUUAGCAAAUACAGUCAGGAGCAUUUAUUGAUGUCAAUCUCUGAAGGUUUGCUCAAAUCAUGAUGGAUGGUGAGAACAAACCCUGCCUGCCGCUCUCCUUUACUGCGCCUAAAUCUGAGGGUCCUGAUUGUAACAGUAAAGUCCAGAGUGAACAGCAGGCUCCAGAGAUGGCAUCAGUGAAGCAGGAAGACUGCAGUCAAACACUGGGGCUGAAUGUCAACAUUAAAGAGGAAGUAAAGGAGGAAGAGAUUGAAACAUUUGUGUAUCAUGGGCCGGCUGGAGAGUUCAAAGAAGAGACGGAAGAACACCAAGUCUUACUACUCAAAGGAGAAGGACCUGACUACGCUGAACUUAAGGUUGAAGUUGAAACGUCCAGAGCGCAACACCGUGUAGAAAGCAAAGCUAAGGAGUCUAACCACUGCCCACACUGUGAGAAGAGCUUCCCAUUCCCAUCAUAUCUUGAAAGACACCUGCGGAAACAUACUGGAGAGAAGCCUUACUGCUGCUCUGUCUGUGGGAAAUGCUUCAGGACGUCAACUCAUUUAACCACUCACCGGGGAGUUCACACAGGGGAGAGACCUUACUCCUGCUCUGACUGUGGAAAGUGUUUCUCUCUUAUAAGCAACUUUAAACAACACCAGCGAACACAUUCUGGAGAGAAACCUUACUCCUGCUCCGAUUGUGGAGACAGUUUUUCUCAACAUGGUAACAUGCGGCGCCACCAGAAAAGACACACUGGAGAGAAACCUUACUCCUGCUCCGAUUGUGGGAAGAGUUUCAUUACAACAUCUGAAUUAAUCAGUCACCAGAGAGUGCACACAGGAGAGAAACCUUUCCACUGUUCUGUCUGCGGGCAGAAUUACUUUAGCCUGAGUAACUUAAUACGCCACCAGAGAAUACACACCUAGGACAGAAGCCAUAUUCCUGCUUGACGCGCUUUAAAACAUAAUCUGAACAAGAGGUCUUCACGAAUCCACCCGUACCCGGAAUACCCGAGAACCGAUCCGGGACACGAGCAGAUCUGGAUCCAGAAUUCUGAAUAAUGUUACAGGUCUGGUUCGGAUCUGAUUUGAUUGGGUCUCGGGUAUGUGUAAUUUAACUGACUUGUGAUGAUGCAGGAAGCUCCUCUCUCACACUGUUGAAGACAUGGAGAGGUACCUACACAGUCCCAACAUUGACCCUGUCUGCCGAGGAUGGCGUCCCUCCAAGCUGUUAUUGACCGCUACGCACAGCGGACGAGGAGCCCAACCAGCAUGGAUCAGGGACAUGAGGAAUGACCUAACAGGGAGCUCCAGCAUGUAGCAGGGACAUGAGGGAAUGACCUAACAGGGAGCUCCAGCAUGUAGCAGGGACAUGAGGGAAUGACCUAACAGGGAGCUCCAGCAUGUAGCAGGGACAUGAGGGAAUGACCUAACAGGGAGCUCCAGCAUGUAGAAGGGACAUGAGGGAAUGGCCCAGCCUGACGGAGUGGAGAGAGCAGCAGUAAACUACAAGGGAAAGGUCUUUAAUUUCUCCUGACUGAUAGUUCCUACUCAGAGCAAUAGAGCAGAAACUCUCUGAGCCAUUACUGAUCCUGUAUAUUCAAUACAAGGCCAAAAGUAUAUGGAGCUGGGGCUGUAUACUAUGUGUUCUGGAAUCACAGCGCUGGGGCUGUAUACUAUGUGUUCUGGAAUCACAGCAUUGGGGCUGUAUACUAUGUGUUCUGGAAUCACAGCAUUGGGGCUGUAUACUAUGUGUUCUGGAAUCACAGCAUUGGGGCUGUAUACUAUGUGUUCUGGAAUCACAGCAUUGGGGCUGUAUACUAUGUGUUCUGGAAUCACAGCAUUGGGGCUGUAUACUAUGUGUUCUGGAAUCACAGCAUUGGGGCUGUAUACUAUGUGUUCUGGAAUCACAGCAUUGGGGCUGUAUACUAUGUGUUCUGGAAUCACAGCAUUGGGGCUGUAUACUAUGUGUUCUGGAAUCACAGCAUUGGGGCUGUAUACUAUGUGUUCUGGAAUCACAGCCGAGGCAGGCCUCUUCGAUCGUUUGAACACUCCAUCUUUAUUUUUGACCACCUGCAGCUUUGCCCUUAGCUCUUCUGGCUGGCCCUUAUGGCUUGUAGAGGCCCUUGGCUCUUCUGUCUGGACCCCCUGCGGAUAGAGGCCCUUGGCUCUUCAUUAUCAACAGUGGAGGGGUGUGUGUGUGUGGGGCGGGGGUCAUCAUCACCGAUAACGUUGUUCCUGUCAUGAUCUGAUAUGUUCAGCAUAUGCAUUCAACAGCCUGGCUGGCAAAUGGCCUGUCUCCCCCUCCUAGUCCGUAUCUGACCCAUCGCUAUCACAAUCACUGAGGACAGCAUGUUUCUCAUUUUGAGGGAUAACUGCAAUGUUGCAUGCCUUGUCUGGGCGGUCACCUAGAUCCAACAUAUCCAGAACUUGACUCAAAGUCAAACUAAAAGAACAGAGUAGGAAGUUAGUUAGAACAAGAACUAUGUAUGUGUAUGUGUUUACCUAGAUACACUGUGUUAUCCCUCCGGUCACUAUUGUUACCGUCAACAUGUUUACACAUUUUAUGACCACACCGAUCCAAGUUGAGUAAUUGCAAAUGCAUAUAUCAAUACUAGACACCUUUAAAGAUGAUGUGUACGAAAAAUCUUUGUCCUAUCUUAACAUGUAUGGUAACAUACUUUACUAACCUUUUGUUUGGGAGCUUUGACGCAACCAUACUCUUCUCAUGGUGCAACCAGGAAGUAAACAGCUCUGGUCAUGUGACAAUUUACACUAAACAUGUGACACUGCACAUAUUUAAUUGAGACCCUUUAUCGUAUCAAUAUUUGCUAAAAAUGCAUUGAUACAUCAUUCAGUAACAUCUUUAGAGCCUAAUAACGUUUUUUUCACUGAGCUUUUCAGUAAGGCCAUUCUUCUGCCAAUGUUUGUCUAUGGAGAUUGCAUGGCUGUGUGCUAGAUUUUUCUUUACACCUGUCAGCAACAGGUGUGGCUGAAAUAAACAAAUCCACUAAUUUUAAGGGCGUCCACAUACUUUUGAUAAUGUGGUGUAGCUUACAUUGCGUGUCUAUUUUUUGUUAUAGUGUUGGGAAGGGCUUGCAAGUUUAUGUUAAGCAUUUCACUGUACUUGUGCAUGUGACAAAUAAAACCUGAAAAAUCAA
Messenger RNA from Oncorhynchus kisutch (coho salmon), 3345 nucleotides. RefSeq names its product gastrula zinc finger protein XlCGF42.1-like. Bases 263 to 1111 code for a protein of 282 amino acids. The record is from RefSeq and is a predicted model, not a curated record. Gene Ontology annotation, molecular function: RNA polymerase II transcription regulatory region sequence-specific DNA binding; DNA-binding transcription factor activity, RNA polymerase II-specific. The transcript is spliced from 4 exons. Gene Ontology annotation, biological process: embryo development; regulation of transcription by RNA polymerase II. Lineage: Eukaryota; Metazoa; Chordata; Actinopteri; Salmoniformes; Salmonidae. Gene Ontology annotation, cellular component: nucleus.